Molecule: messenger RNA, 573 nt
Organism: Schistosoma curassoni
Lineage: Eukaryota; Metazoa; Platyhelminthes; Trematoda; Strigeidida; Schistosomatidae
Source: the annotation of a GenBank genome assembly
AUGUGCAAUGUCGUUGAAAUCGUUCCAGAUAAUCCUAUCGUCAUCAUGCGUUGGGAUGGAUAUCAACCGGAAUUACCAGCAAUCAUGUUAAAUUCACAUAUGGACGUAGUACCAGUAGUCGAAGAAAAAUGGUCAUAUCCUCCAUUCAGUGGUACAAUUACACCUGAUGGUAAAAUAUACGGUCGAGGUACUCAGGAUAUGAAAUCAAUUGGUAUCCAACAGUUGGAGGCUAUUCGAAGAUUAAAAUCACGUGGAUGCAACCAGUUGCGUCGUACAGUUUACUUGACUUUUGUACCUGACGAGGAGUUAGGUGGUGUGAAAGGAAUGAAACCAUUUGUAUUGAAUCAUAAUGAAUGUAAUAAUCAUCAUUCCGAAGAAAUUAGAUUUCAAGAUAUGAAUAUUGGGCUUUGUUUAGAUGAAGGUAUACCAAGUUGUUCAGAGGAUUAUUUAGCAUUUUACGACGAACGUCGUCCAGUUUGGAUAAAUGUACAUUUUCAUGGUAAUGCUGGUCAUGGUCUGGCUUUAAUUGAAAAUACAGCCGCUGAAAAAUUCCGGAUAUUUUUAAAUAGGUAA